This is a messenger RNA of Nicotiana tabacum (common tobacco), 1908 nucleotides long. Its product is annotated as transcription termination factor MTERF4, chloroplastic-like. Gene Ontology annotation, biological process: developmental process; regulation of DNA-templated transcription. The record is from RefSeq and is a predicted model, not a curated record. Lineage: Eukaryota; Viridiplantae; Streptophyta; Magnoliopsida; Solanales; Solanaceae. Gene Ontology annotation, molecular function: double-stranded DNA binding.
GCCCACGAUUUACGGCCUAUGAUAACCAGACCUAAUAUCCACUCUUGUAGCCCACACAUGCCCAGCAAGAAAAAGCCCAAACUCAUUCCUUUGCUUUUGUUUGUGCUCAUUCUAUACCAUUAUCUUCUCUGUUUUCUCUUUUUACACACCUGACUUGCGCCCUUCUAGUUCUUCACCUGGAGGAAAAAUCCGUCGGCUUUAUUCCUUUUAUUUUUCUUUUCUGGUAUCUUAAGAAUAUGAAGAUCAUUAGUCAUAAUCGCAUCAUUAAUCCCAGUUUUUUGCUCAUAAAUCACGACUUGCCCUCCAACACUUUCCAUCGACCCCGGUUAAUAUCUGCUUCAGCUCCAAGUAUUUCGAGUUUCAAUGAGAAGAAAAAGGACCUGAUAAUGAGAUUACCCUGUUGCUUUGCUAUGAGAGCUGCUCUUUCAUCAAGCUCUUUGGAUUCAUCUUCAGUUAUGACGGACACUUACAGUGGCAGUAGGAAAGAAAAGAGAUCAUCUUUCUACACUCAUCCUAGUUUAUUAGAGAUGAGGAAUGAGAAGGCAGCCAUCCGUGAACGUGUUUAUGAAUUCUUGAGGGGCAUCGGCAUUGUACCUGACGAGCUCGAUGGAUUAGAGCUUCCUGUAACUGUGGAGGUCAUGAGAGAACGGGUGAACUUUCUUCACAAAUUGGGACUCACAAUUGAAGAUAUUAACAACUAUCCUCUUAUUCUAGGAUGCAGUGUGAAGAAAAACAUGAUCCCUGUGCUUGAUUAUCUGGGCAACUUGGGUGUUAGAAAAUCCACUUUGACAGACUUUUUGCGGCGUUACCCACAAGUUCUCCAUGCAAGUGUGGUGGUAGACCUUGCUCCGGUUGUGAAAUAUCUUCAAGGCAUGGAUAUUAAACCAAAUGAUAUCCCUCGAGUAGUGGAGAAGUAUCCUGAAGUACUGGGAUUCAAGCUUGAGGGCACAAUGAGUACUUCAGUUGCUUAUUUGGUAGGAAUUGGGGUGGCAAGAAGAGAAAUUGGUGGGGUUCUGACUAGAUAUCCUGAGAUAUUAGGGAUGCGGGUAGGUCGGGUAAUUAAACCAUUCGUAGAAUAUCUGGAAAUCUUGGGAAUUCCGCGGCUAGCUGUGGCCAGAUUGAUCGAAAAGCAUCCGCACAUUCUUGGAUUUGGACUGAAAGAAAGGGUGAAACCAAAUAUAACAUCUCUUUUACAGUUUAACGUGCGGGAAACUGCACUUCCUUCAGUAAUUGCACAAUACCCAGAGAUGUUAGGAAUGGACCUGGAGGCAAGACUUCCAAGUCAACAAGGAUUUCUCAAUUCAGUAAUCGAAUCAAGUCCUGAAGAUUUUGGCAGAGUUGUGGAAAAGAUGCCGCAGAUCAUCAGCCUCAGUAAAGCACCUGUAGUGAAGCAUGUUGAUUUCCUCAAGGGAUGUGGAUUUUCCUCUGAACAAGUGCGAGAAAUGGUUGUGGGAUGUCCUCAGGUGCUUGCUCUAAAUCUAGACAUUAUGAAGCAGAGUUUUGAGUAUUUCAAAACCACAAUGGCAAGACCGUUAGAAGAUUUGGUGGCUUUCCCAGCUUUCUUCACUUAUGGUCUGGAGUCCACAAUAAAACCAAGACAUAAAAGGAUUGCAGAAAAGGGCUUAAAGUGUUCCCUUGCAUGGCUUCUUAAUUGUACCGAUGAGAAAUUUAAUCAGCGGAUGAGUUAUGACUUUAUUGACAUGGAAGAAAUGGAAGCAGGUGAAUCGUCCUUUGACAUGAAUACUCUACUGGAGCCCAGAAAUGAUGAAUCGGCCUCUGAUUACGACGAAGAUUACAGUGAAGACGAUAAUCUAUAGACUAUUGCAGUAGAUUGUCUCCUCACGGCUCACCCCAAGAGUAUGUAAAUGCUUUAUCAGAUUGAAUAUAGGAAGGAGAGCUUUACUACAA